CCUGCGCAACUGAGUCGACACUGGUGGCAUACUGGACGCGCUGGAUGGCUGCUGCACUUAGCGAACCGGCGUGAAUCUUUUUUUUUUCUCCCCACCAUCAUCAAUCAUCUUUCUCUGCCUUUGAGCCUGGCAACAAAAAACUGCAACAAUGACAGACCCGUCGACCCAUGAGUCCUACCCUGUCCCAGACCCGACUAUUGUGGAUCCCUGCCCGGCCACGGUGCGGAACGGCCAGUGCGCCCCGGAUGGCUUCACCAACAACCAUCACCAGCAAGCCAAAGCCCCCGGCCAACCUGAGUCGUUCACCACGGGCCAGGAGAUGAAAAUCACAGACAGUGUGGAGGGAGAAGGUCUUCUCGAGAGCAGCAUGCGCUUGAAGCCCCAUGAAGCCCAGAGCUACAGAAAGAAGGCACUCUGGGUCUCCUGGAUCUCCAUCGUGGUCACACUCAUACUGGCUGUGGCAGCUUUCACUGUUUCAUUCAUGAGACACAGUGCGUCAGCCUUUGGAUUUGCCUUUGAUGCCACGCUGGAUGUCCUGUCAUCAGUCAUUGUUCUCUGGCGCUACAGCAAUGCAGCAGCUGUACACUCUGCACACAGAGAGUAUAUAGCAUGUGUAGUCCUUGGGAUUGUGUUCGUUCUCUCCUCCUUGUGCAUCCUUGGAAAGGCCAUCCAUGAUCUGGCUACCAGGGUUCCCCCAGAAGUGGAUGACUUCCUCUUCAGUGUGUCUAUAGUGAGCGGGCUCACAUGUGCUCUUCUGGCUGUGGCCAAGUUCAUGUUGGGAAGAGUGCUGACUAGCCGGGCACUUAUCACUGACGGGUUUAACUCUAUGAUCGGUGCUGUUAUGGGAUUUUCCAUUCUGAUCAGUGCCGAAGUCUUCAAGCACCAUACUGAUGUCUGGUUUCUGGAUGGCACCAUUGGAGUUCUCAUUGGGCUCAUCAUUUUGGCAUAUGGCAUCAAACUCCUGAAGGACAUGGUGCCCCGUGUGAGACAGACAAGGAACUACGAACGUUUUGAGUGAGAGACGCGUGUGUUGACCAGACGAGCAGGUUCACACAUGCACACCCACACACCUGGCUGCCUCCUGCCCUCCGCCCGCCUCUCGCUGUCUUUCAUACAUACUUUAAAACACAUUUCACCUGCACAUGCAGCACAUAUAGACUCUACGCAAACACGUUCUCAUACACAUGAUUAUACACACACAUGCUGUAUAUACAGUACUGUAAACAGUGCAUUCAUACAUUCAGACAUAAACAAACACAUAUGCAUGCACACACAAACACAGACGUCUAAGAUUUUGAGGGAAAAGGACAUGAUUGAAGACCACCUCCUGAAAGGAAAACACAUUCUUCUUCCUUUUUUUUGUCCAUGGAAACCACCGUUUUAAAAAUUACACCUAGAAUAAGGAAAAGGCUCAAGAACUGAAACUCCACCAACAGGAACUUUGGAUUUGUUCGAUCUGUAAACAUUCUGUAGUUGCUGCUUAGAUGAAACCUUACACAUAUCGCAGUUUUCACACUGAGACUACAGUGCAUUGAUUUGUCCUUGAGGGUUCAGCUAUUGUAACAGUGGGCAUAGUGGGGAUCCAAAUUUAUAAAAUGUUUUGGAGGUCUACACAAAAAAUACAGCAUAAGUUACUUGAGAAAACAUCUAAAAUUUGCUUUUUAAAAAAGAAAAAGGUAUUCCUUUCCUUAAACAUACACAGAGGAGUUCCUGUCAAAACCUCACCAGCCUCCUCCCUGCAAAGCAACCACUAUACAUUUUUUUCUGAGAGGAAGAGAGGAGGGGGAAAGCAGACAAAAAGGGGCUCAGACAGAAAGCAUAUAUGCAGUACUGAGUCAACAAACAUUGCUUUCUCUAUAAGGUAAAAAGCAUCAGCGAACACAGUGAGGUCUUGAUAUAGAAACUCUACAACUAAAAGCAAACAACUGUAAAGAGGACAGGAGACACAGAGGACAAACAUUUGCCAUAUGAUGGCUAUAAACCUAAGUGCACAAAACAUUUGACCAGUUUAUAUUACAGAUCAUAGCCUACUGUACUGUAUGUAAUGUAUUCAGGCACAAAUGAGUUAACAGUUAAGCACAGUGCUCAUGGGUAAUUAAAAACUGAGAAAUGAUUUGAGCCUGAUUUGUCUAACUGCUGUAUCUGACUUCUAAUAUGUUUCAUUGCCAUAUAUUGUACAUAUUUGUUGAUUUGUUUACAAGCACACAUACCAUAUUCAGUUAUUUACUGAAAUUCAUCUUUUUUUGGUACUUGAAACUUUGUUUGACAGUUUGACGAAAUAAAGUUUGACCACAACAAACAAACAGCUGAAGAAUUAUAUUAAAAUCUCAGUUUUUAUGAGGGGAAGAUUGAAAAAAAAAACACAUCAGUAUUUAUCUUGUGUUUUUGUUGAAACACCUUUUUCAGGCUUAGAUAAUUAAUACACGUAAAAGCACAAAGUUUCAUCUACCAUUUGCUAUAAUCCUGUUAUUUAUCACUGUCUCUGUGGACUGUUGCUGUGAAUCCAGGUGAGGUAUUUAUUACUUUUAUAAACAUUAUUUCAUUCAUAUAUUUUUUCCCUUGUUUUGACUACAAAGGUCAUAUGAAUAGUUGGAUAAGACAAAGUCUCAAACCUAAGAUGAAACAAAGCACAAUGGCAAAGAUAAAGCAGCCUGUGUGAACAUCAUUUUCAUUGCAUAUCAUUUGCAGAGACAGUGUUUUCUCCUGUGUCUGCUUACCUGCUCACCACCCAUUUGUUCUGCAUGUUCCCAUUGUUAUCAUUCAUCAUUAUGUGCAAUGAACAGAAUGUAAAUACAAACCACACAAUCUGUAAAUAUGUUUAUUACACUGUUUAGGUGCAUCCGUAACAAAAAAGUCACAAAUAUAAUCAUCGUACUUUAUGGCCAACAUAAUAGGCUUUUUGGAGUAGACAGCAUAUAGUUAAAGUACAAGAUGAUCAGUGUUGCAUAUAGUUAAAAAUGUUUACUCUAUAGUGCUUAUAUUGUAAAUGUUGUUUUACAUAUUACUGUAGAUUAUUGGUGAAAUUAAAUGACAAGUCUUACUGUAAGUUUUUGCACUGUAAGUGAAAAUCUCAAAUUGGAUGUAGGUGUGAUCUGACCCCACUGUCCAAGGCUCCUUGGUCACUUAUUAAAUGUUUCUUCUUACUAAGCAAAUAAUUAUCUUAACAGCCACAAUUUACCUGCUGGCACAAAUCAUUUGUGUUAUUUAACUGAAAUUCAGUAGGCAUCAUGAGAAGAUCCAGAAUAAUUUUACAGAAAAACUAGAGUUUUAAACAUGAAUGAUGAUGUAUUAUGUGGAUUUAAUGAAAUUAAGAGAAAUACCUUCAUUGUCAUCCUCUUGGACGACGGAUGGAUCAAUUUAUAGAUUGAUUUUAUACAAAUGCAUUGAGAUGAAUUCAAUUUGAAAUGUAUAUAAAUCAUGCAUAAAUACUGUAUUAUGCCCAAACAGAUAUUAAAAGAGCUCUCUAUCCAUGGCACAAAAUUCUUAAGUGAGCUAAACUGUAUAUAUAACUGCUUGUGGCCUGGUUUCUUCCUGUAAAUGAGGAUCCAGAGUGCUUGUGAGCCCUCUUGUGGUCGGUGGCCAGAAGACAAGAAUUUGAAUUAGUAUUCAGUGCACUGGAUCUAUGAGAGGGAGUCUAAAUUUAUCCCAGGCUGAAGACGGUUACAAAGCCUUGGACAGUGAUUCUGAAAGGGCCUACAUCCACUCGACACUGUAUUUAUCAACUCUGAGGCGACAUACUGGACAAGGUGCAAAAUUUCUGGUGUUAUCUUUAGUUCCAUUGUGUGGAGAAUAAGGAUUAGCUGUAAACUGAAGGCGUGAAUCAGCUCACACCUCUUCGACUCACCAACAGCACACUGAUUUGUAAUGCCCCUCCCCCUUCUCUGAUGCAUAGAAGACAAUCUUUACAGUGACUUUUAUUAGCAAAGCACAGUGUUUACACGCUAAUAACCACCACACAAGGCACAAAACAAAAUCAUAGUAACUCAGUCUUAGUAAUGGUAUGAUUUACUAUCUCUGUUGCUUAUAUGGUUCAUUUUAUUGUGUUUGGGUAGACUUGGUGCCAAAAUCCUUUCUACCUCUCUUCUUCGCACUUUCUUUUAUUUUCAUUCCACUUCUCUUGUGCACAUUAAUGCUACAAAAAAAACUGUCCGGGUGCUGUGAUUGUGCCGCCCCCAUACUCCUUAGUAAUGAGUGAUCUUUGAAGCGGUUGCGCUUACUGUAAAUCACUGGAUAAGUGCAACAGCUGAAUACCAAAAAAAGACGUUAAAUAUAAACUGUAAU
Molecule: messenger RNA, 4281 nt
Organism: Morone saxatilis (striped sea-bass)
Lineage: Eukaryota; Metazoa; Chordata; Actinopteri; Moronidae
Gene: tmem163a
Product: transmembrane protein 163a
Exons: 9
Coding region: 149-1018 (289 amino acids)
Cellular component (GO): synaptic vesicle membrane
Molecular function (GO): zinc ion binding
Source: RefSeq, a predicted model, not a curated record